GAGGAUGGAAGCACUAUGCUUGUAUUCUCAGCAGAAGAACAGGACAAGUUCUAUGGUAUGGCUCAUCGCAUCGUUGCGAAAGUUUUAAGAUGCUUCCCUAUGUCUAGCAAGUUGCUUCUGAAAACGCUGCAUAGUAGUGUUCCUCAUCUAAGCCAAGACUAUUAUCUUUUCACCGGCUACAUAAGGAAUCUACUACAUUGUCUUGAGUAUGUAAAUAAACUUCGUGCCGAUAUUUGGGAACUCAUCGUCGAUCAAGUGGUAUUAUGUGAUAAUAUGCUAACGAGAGUAGAUUAUAAGGAUGAUAAGAAGUUCGAAACAGAUACGCUCAUAUUCCAUAUGGACGAAGAUCAUGAAGGCCAAGCUGUCGUUGGGGAGAAUGAAAUGAUCUCUAAACUUGACGGUGUAAUGCGAGAUGUUCUCUGUUAUAUCGCAUUGAAACAUAAUAUCCAAAGCGAAGCCAUAGGUGAUUCAAGUUGGUUACGGGUAGGAAGUGACUCAAGCGGUGAAGAGCUGUUCUCUAUAUUUCUAUCACUUUUGGAAAGUCGUAUGUUGUUGUCUGUUCAUGUACGGUACACAUCGUUUAUAUGGAUAUAUUUCUGUGGAUUGUCUGAGAAGUACGCUACUCGAACACUUGAGCUGUUAUGGUCAAUUAUUAUCCGACCACAAGUGGCCCAAGCAGAUGUGGCAAAGGCACAUGGUGCAGCAGCUUAUUUGGCCGGAUUUCUUGCCAGAGCGAAAUACCUUGAUAUUAGAGUGGCUUCAUCAUGGAUGUAUCGUAUAGUUAAGUGGUGUGUUCAGUAUGUUGAUAAAUGUGGCAUAGCCUGCAACAAGAUUACGCCUGGUGUAAUUCGUCACGGAACAUUCUACGCGUUGUGUCAGGCCUUAUUCAUCAUUUUUUCUUUUCGAUACAAAGAGUUGGUUCAAAUUGAAGACAUCAACAAACUUAGAGGAUGGGGAUUAGGGCGAAUCGUUCACUCACCUUUGGAUCCUCUCAAAUAUGUUAGCAGGCCUGUUGGACAAUGUUUUGCUGCAAUUGGCAGAUCGUUGCAGCUGGUCUACUGCACUCAUAUACUCCCGUUCGAUGUUGGUGAAAACCUGCCGUUUGAACCCAUGUUUCCAUUUGACAGCUAUAAACUUCAAAGCUCGGCAGCAGUGAUCUGUCCGCUAUUACGACGUUUCUCUCCUAUGGCUGAAGACAAGGCGGCUGUAUCGUCUGCAUUGCAAAGCUUACAGCUAAAGGGUUUGCAGGAACACGCAAUGGAUUUCCUAGAUGACGAGGACGCUCUGAUUGAUGACUGUUUAAUAAACUUUGGUACUUUUGUGGAAAAACGAAUGGUGGUUCCGUAUUUGGGCUUUGAAUGUUUCUUUGUUCUGAAAGUAUUUAUUGAAGAAUGA
Molecule: messenger RNA, 1395 nt
Organism: Angiostrongylus costaricensis
Lineage: Eukaryota; Metazoa; Nematoda; Chromadorea; Rhabditida; Metastrongylidae
Source: the annotation of a GenBank genome assembly